AUGUCAGAGGAAGGGAAGACAAGUGUUGAUCAGUAUGGUAGGAAAAAAUGGAAUGUUUCCCUAUAUGAAGAGGAAGCGAAAUCAAAAACUAAAAAUAAAAGACAAAAAACCCCAGUUGAUAUCCUGUCUGCCAUUGAUAGUAAUGAAUCAUCUUCAUACAUUGCCCAUAGGAAUAAACUUCUUAAUGAGCUGAUGGCAUCAGUCAAGGUGGAGAAUCUCAUUAAUCCUUUGAAUCUAGGUGUUUACGGAAAAAAUAAGAGAUUUGGGUUUUUCUGCCCUAUAUGUGACCUCUCUUUCAGAGACAAUUUAGCAUUAAUAGAUCAUUUUAAUUCGCCAGAGCAUAUUUCAAGGGCCAGAGUGAUCAAAGGUCCGCUGGGCGGCGAUGCAGAGAGCGAAGAGAUCGAAAGCGGAGUACGACGUGCAACGAUCGAAGAAGUUGUGGCUACAAUCCAGCUGCUUGUAAAGCAACAGCUUCGAGAGCAAGGAAAUACAAACGAAAAAAGCGGAUUUACUGAAAGAGUUGAGAAAAGGAGGAAGUUCGAAGAGAAACGGGCAGCAAAGAGAAGAGAGAAAAGGAAGCGAAUAAAAUAUAGCCAGGCUUCAAGGGAAGAGGUCCCUAAUGCUGCAUCAGAAAUGGAAUCUAUGAUAGGAAUUCAAGGUUUUGGAUCUACGAAGAGAUAG
Molecule: messenger RNA, 681 nt
Organism: Priceomyces carsonii
Lineage: Eukaryota; Fungi; Ascomycota; Pichiomycetes; Serinales; Debaryomycetaceae
Product: U4/U6-U5 snRNP complex subunit
Exons: 1
Coding region: 1-681 (226 amino acids)
Biological process (GO): mRNA splicing, via spliceosome
Cellular component (GO): U4/U6 x U5 tri-snRNP complex; spliceosomal complex
Source: RefSeq, a predicted model, not a curated record